AUGGACCCGGCCGCUCCUCGUCGUCCCCACCUCGACACGACCAUGCUCGAACCUCUCACAGCAGCCUCGACCGCGACCGCCUCGCCCUCUGGCUCACUCGACAAUGACGCCGACGACGACGACCGCGACUCGCUCCUCGACAGCCCCGAGUCCCACUUUGACGACCCGGCCCUCGACCUCGACCACUCGGGCCACGCCCACCACGGCCAUGCCUCGCCAGCGUACGACCGCGAGCAGCGCAGGCGCAUGCGGCGCAUGUACGGCGGCGGACGACACCGCCACCGCGGCCUCCACGCCCCCGGCGCAGGCUGGGACGCAGAGAGCGUCGCCGCCGAGGACGACGAGGGCGAGGGCGAGGGCGCAGUGCGUGCAGGAGAGGGCGGCCGCGUCGGAGAAGUCGCAGGCAUGAUCACCGCAGCAGCCCUCAGCCCCUUCCCCCUCCUCCUUCCUCUCGCCUGCUCCCAGCUCGGGCCGGCCCUCUUCGUCCCCUUGCUCUUCCUUGCGAGUGCACUCGCCUGGCUCGGCGGCGUCGUCAUCGGCGUCGAGGGACGAUACGUUGGCGCUCGCUCGUUCCCGGGUCUCGCGUCGGGCGUCUUCCCGCACCGGUUCAAGCUGCACAAGGUCGGCGAGGUCCUCGCCGCCGCCUUCGUCCUCGGCGGCAGCAUCGUCCGCACAGCCCUCGGCGUCGUCGCGACGGCCGAGAUCGUCGUCGACGUCGUCGUGCCCGAGCGCAGGAGGAGGGACUGGGAGCGAGGGGUCGCCGUCGGCGUCGUCUGCUUGACUUGGCUCCUCGUCCCGCUCCUCCUUCGCCCGCUCCUCUCCCUCCUCGGCCUGUCCAACCGCUCGGCAUCGACCUCGUCCUACGCCCGCCUGUCGUCCACCUCGUCGCCCGACCUCGCCCUCUCGCCCGGCUCUCCCGCCUUCAGCCUCGGGCCCGGCGCAUCCUCGUCGGGCGCACCGCCUCGCGCCAGGUGGACCGCCCUCCUGCGCCUCCCGAGCUGGAGCGUCGCCCUCCUGACGUGGCCCGUCGCCCUCGUCGUGUUUGGCGUCCGCAUGAAGCAGCUCAACCGCAACGCCGCCUUCCACUCGACGUCGUCGUCGCCGUCGCCGCCCUCGUUCGUCAGCUCGGCCGGCGGCGGGCUCGCCGUCGACUUUCCGUUGCUCGACCCAGCCGACGACCAGGGCAUCUCGCUGUGGCCGGCCAUCCUCGUCGUCUUUGCGGCGCCCCUCGGCGCGUCGCACGAGGCGUUCUACCACCUCGCGAGCCUCGCGAGGCCGUCGUCGACCGCGUCUCGCGGCGGCGAGUCGCACGCCCGAGCCGGCGCGUUCUCGCUCGUCGCGGCGGCGGGCGCAGGGGACGAGGACGGCGACGCGGGUGCAGCAGGUGCGAGUGCGGGCGCGGGAGCGGGAGGCCGAGGCGGUGAGCGCGAGGGCAAGCGCAACGGGUACCCGCUCGCGCUUCUCGUCGGACACGGCGGCGCGUUCCUCGUCUCGCUCGGCUGGGCCCUCGUCGGCUCGAUGUCGCUCCCCUCGUCCCCUCUUCGACCGGCGCCCGCGACCUCGCCCUCGUCCGACCUGUCCGCCCUCGUGCCGCCUGCGCCCAACCUCCUCACGGACGGCCGCCUCCCACGGGCAGACGCCGCGCUCGGCGCCGUGCGGCUCCUCGUCCUCGCCGCGCUCGUCGCGCAGCUCGAGGCCCACGCGGCGGUCGGGGUCGGGCGCGUGCGGCGGGCCGUGCGCGGGCUCGGCGGCGAGGGCGGCAAGGCGCGUGCGGCGAGGCGGACGGCGGCGCGUGUCGUCGUGUGGGCCGCGGUGGCCGGGUUGGCGGCCGUGCUCGUCGCAGUGCCGGCUGUCGCGCGAGGCAGAGGAGGGAAGAAGGGGCCAGGUUGGGCGGGCGAGGGCAAGCACCCGAGGGGUCACGGCGAGGGCAUGCUGCGCGUCGCAGAGUGGUGCGGCGUCUUCCUCGGCGGCGUCGGCGGCUGUCUCGUUCCCGCCAUUGCCUACCUCGUCCUGUUCCACCUGCGCCGCCCUCGCUCCAUCCUCCUCCCACCCUCGACCUCUCCCUCUGCUUCGACCGACACGUCUGCGUCGACGACCGACGCCCUCCUCGCUCGCAAAGAGCGCCAGAUGCAGCGUCGCCUGUCGGGCCGGCGUGUGUGGACCGAUGCGGGCGUGUUUGGGUUGCUCGGGCCGGUCGGGGUCCUUUUGGUCGCGAGGGGUGCGGUCGUGCUCAUCGGCGGGUGAGGAGCAUUUGUAGAACGAGGCAUCGAGGGCCGAGUGUAUUUCGUUUGCGGCUCGUCGCUGUC
Messenger RNA from Rhodotorula graminis WP1, 2306 nucleotides. RefSeq lists its product as uncharacterized. The transcript has 5 exons. NCBI's taxonomy places the organism in Eukaryota, Fungi, Basidiomycota, Microbotryomycetes, Sporidiobolales, Sporidiobolaceae. The coding region runs from base 1 to 2244 and encodes 747 amino acids. The record is from RefSeq and is a predicted model, not a curated record.